ACGAGUGUGCCGGAAGGACCACUUUCGAUGAGAGGGUCUGGCAGUACGCCCGGCAUGAGAUCUAGAUCUAAUGAAAAGAUGCUGAAUGGUUAAGACACAAUCGGAGCCCGAUUCAGAUUCAAGACUCAAAGUGUUGAAACGUGAUUGUCCUGACGUCCUACUAGCAUUGCCGAUAUCCUGUCUUCAGUCAUCGCUGGAAACCUGGAGGUGCAACCAUGGCCAAUUCCAGCCGUAUGGGGAAUCGGUCAGCUACUGGUCCGUUUCUUGACGACUAUUACUUCGAUGACAACGAUACUUUCCCAGCGGCAAACGCCACCCCGACGUUCGCAUCGCUAACUCUCAAACACGAUGCGAACGUCCGCAUCCUCACGCUGUCUAUCAUGGUGGUGUUCGGCGUGGUCGGAAACAUGUUGGUCUUCGCCUGGAUGUGGCGGAAUCGCCGUCGCAAGUCCAACGUGAACUACAUGAUCCUCGGUCUGGCUAUCGCCGAUCUGUCGGUGGUGACGGUCACCAUGCUGACCCAGAUCAUCUGGGAGUCCCUGGAGGAGCGAUGGUUCGCCGGAAACGUCAUGUGUAAGGUCAUCAAGGUAGGACAGGCUCUUGGGCUGAUGGCUUCCAGCAACAUGCUCGUAGUGAUUGCCAUCGACCGCCACCACGCCAUCCGCAGCCCCAUGAAGGUCGCGCUCCCGGCGAAGCGGAUGAUCGUCGCCGCGUACUCCGUCGCCCUGGUCUGCUCCUUACCGCAAGCCUACAUCUUCAGAGAGGUGACGUUGCCGACGGGUGAAAGCUUCUGCAAGGCGAUAUUCAGCGAGGUGGAGAGAUGGCACCUGCAGGCGUACAUCACGUACGUUGCCAUGGUGCUCUUCUCGGUCCCCCUGCUCAUCAUCAUUGUCGCCUACGCCAGGAUCCUGAAGAAGAUCUCCGACAGGGUGCGGGACGGCAAGUCGCCGCUGUCCACUAGCAGAAGCAACAGGAUUUACAUCCAGAGCAACAACAACGAUGCGAUGAUCCGCGCCAAGAUGAAGACGUUGAAGAUGACGAUGGUCAUCAUCCUGACCUUCAUCAUCUGCGGCACGCCGUACUUCAUCGUGGAGAUGUGGACGGCGUUUGGAGAUCCAGCAACGCUGGACAUGAGAGUCGUCGGAGUUUUGGGCAUCUUCGCCAGCGCCAACACAGCAACCAACCCGUUCGUCUUCCUCUACUUCAACACCAAGUCUGACUGCCUGUCCAGCAUCUUCGGGCGACGGAAAGAAACCCAGAAGGCACGAAACACCACCAGACUGGACGGCACGGAGAUGGGACGCCUGACGGCAGGCGCGACAAUCGCCAGAUCAGAGUCCCGCGAUCCUACACACAUCCAGGCUGGUAGCAGCCGGACUCUUUAUGAACACGUGCUGUGAAGUUUCCAGUCCAUGUGCAGUAGAAGUAGCA
Branchiostoma floridae (Florida lancelet) is the source of this 1431-nucleotide messenger RNA. RefSeq names its product neuropeptide S receptor-like. NCBI's taxonomy places the organism in Eukaryota, Metazoa, Chordata, Leptocardii, Amphioxiformes, Branchiostomatidae. Gene Ontology annotation, biological process: G protein-coupled receptor signaling pathway. The record is from RefSeq and is a predicted model, not a curated record. Gene Ontology annotation, molecular function: peptide binding; G protein-coupled receptor activity. Gene Ontology annotation, cellular component: membrane. The transcript is spliced from 3 exons. The coding region runs from base 216 to 1400 and encodes 394 amino acids.